CAGUGCACAGCGCGAAUCUGCAAGACGUGGUGCGGAUUGCUCGCGAAAAAAUCAAAAUUGCUAAUUUCAAUGCAAAGGAUUACGAUGAAAUCGCUAGGCAAACACAAAUGGAUAUCAAUUAGAGAAACGUGCAAUCGGAGUGCAAGUUGUCAAUUUAAACGGGAAAGCGCUGUGGAAUCUGGUUAAAAAUAUACGAAAUAUGUGAAAGGCGAUGAAAGAGGAAAGCCAAAUAUCCUCACGGAAAAUAACUCAUUAAUAAGUGACUUGAAAAUAAAAAUCUCUAAAUUAUUUCAUAAACAAAUCAGUCGAAUGGAAUUAAAUUAAUGAAAAAUUUGGUGUAAAAUUGGGUGAAAUUAAAUUUUUUUUUUAAAUUGUGAAAGAUAAUAAGUUAACUUUAUAUGCAUGAGCUAAUAACAACCUGAAUUAUGAGCUCAAAAUUUUAGUAAAUAUUAUUACCAGUUAAAGUAUUGAUAAUGUAACUUUUUUAUGUGAAAAUAAUCGAAACUGCAUUGAAAUUUUGGCUUUAAUUAGCAUUUUAAAUAAGUGAAACAACAAGUCAUAAGACGUUAAAGUCCAAAUAAAAAAUGAAACAAAUCGUCGUGCUUUGCAUAUUCUCACUCUUUGCCAAAGAUGCACAAACAUUGCUCCUAAGCCAAAUGGAUUGGAAGAAUCUGCGCAACAGUGGAGCCUUGGACCUAAAUGUCUUGCGCUGCUUUUUGCGCGACAAAAACUAUUGUCCCAGUCCACAUAUCGAUCACCGUCUGUAUGCACCCAAUGGACCGCGUCGUGGAACUCCUUUAAAUGUUAAGAACCCAAUAACGCUUUAUAAAGGUGGAUUUAGCAAGCACCGCGAGACUGUCUUCAUAAUACACGGAUUCAAUGGAACUGCCAUAGAUAUUCACCUGCAAUUCCUUCGAGAUGCUUACCUAUCCCGCGAUUUCAAUGUCAUUACAGUGGACUGGCGACCUUUGACCCGCUAUCCAUGCUACCUCCACUCGCUUAUAAACACCAGGUUAACUGCGCAAUGCACCGCCCAGAUCUACGCCUUCCUCACCCACUACGGAGCUGUCCGGGAACGGAUCACUUGCGUGGGUCACUCCCUGGGCGCCCACAUCUGCGGCAUGAUCAGCAACCACCUGACGCGGAAACAGUAUCGCAUCAUUGGAUUGGAUCCCGCCCGGCCUUUAAUUGAGCGCAUGAAGAGCAACAAGUUUCGGUUGUCGAUCGAUGAUGCCAACGUCAUUCAGGUGCUCCACACCAAUGCCGGUUUCCUGGGCCAGGAGGAUAACUCCGGGCAUCUAAACUACUGUGUCAACGGUGGACGCAUCCAGCCGUUCUGCAAAGGAAAUCCAAUCAGAAAAUCGCGAUGUUCGCACUUCUUGAGCAUCUGCUACUUGGCCACUGCCACAUUUAAACACAAUAAGUUCAUGGGAGUACCGUGUCCCAAUGGCUGCCUGAAUCUUAGUGGAUCCAAGAGGCUGCCAGUGAGCGGCAAAGUGAAUCCCUUCGAGUUCGCCUCGCUGAUAAGGGAGUACCACAUAGGCAACGAUGCCCCCGAUGACGCCCGAGGCUGCAUUUGCAUUGAUGUGCCGUAUGCCAAGCACUGCCCCUUUACGGAUGCGUAGGAGCUGGUCUUCAGUAGUUUGUAAUUCUAUGAUAAAGCUGUCGAUAAUAAAUUCAAGUAAUAUU
Drosophila melanogaster (fruit fly) is the source of this 1689-nucleotide messenger RNA. RefSeq lists its product as uncharacterized. The transcript has 6 exons. NCBI's taxonomy places the organism in Eukaryota, Metazoa, Arthropoda, Insecta, Diptera, Drosophilidae. Gene Ontology annotation, molecular function: lipase activity. Bases 585 to 1625 code for a protein of 346 amino acids. The record is from RefSeq and is marked reviewed. Gene Ontology annotation, cellular component: extracellular region.